Molecule: messenger RNA, 636 nt
Organism: Haemonchus placei
Lineage: Eukaryota; Metazoa; Nematoda; Chromadorea; Rhabditida; Trichostrongylidae
Source: the annotation of a GenBank genome assembly
AUAAUUUGAGCUCACUAUCCUGAAUUAGAUUCUAUGUGUUUCACAGCUUGUUGGGCGUAUGCUGAACCAUCGAGGAAGACAUCAUCUCAUCGUGAAGCCGUCGCAUGAAUAGCUCAUCCGGAUGUUCAAAGUAAACCAUCAUGGUACCGGUGUCCGCAUAACAUGCCGAAAUACACUGUUCGAUACCGUAGACAUCUUCGAUUUGUUCUACAAAUCCUGCCAAAAUGUGAUUGGCCACUCCAAUGAGAUGGGUUGACCGUCCUUUGACCAACAUCUUAUCAAUACAAGAUUUUUCAAUGUAGGUUCCAUUUUCUGCAGAUUGAAGGUCUGCAACCGAAUGCCGUACCCGUGUGGCAGACAUCUCACACAUGGAAUUGGAGAAUAUGGCCGAUGAGCAAUCAGGGUUGCCUUCGCACUGUUCAAGGCACUGUCGGUGGUCUCGGGCUUUCACCGUUUCCUUGACUGCUUUAUACGGUUUCCUUGUCGAUGAUGGGAAGCUCAUCAUCACUACGUGCUCGUUCUCUUCACAGAUGUCCGUCGAGUCGGCCAGCUCUAGUGAUAUGUCAUCUGAGUGAUGUGGUUUUGUGGCAUGAGUCGUUGGAUUACCUUCAUGUUCAGGGUCAUCUCCAUCACUGA